ACACAUUGGUUCCGAUAAUAAUCAGUCCUACACGCUGUCAAAAUGUCAGGCUUUAAGAAGCCGCGAUCUGUGGCAAAUCCACUCGAAUCGACCAUUACAACACCGAGCGAAAGAAUCCUAAAAGAAUGCCACAACUUAUAUAUCGACAACGAGAACGGAUUAGUGAAAAUAGCAGAGAGUUUGGGAGUCCAUCUCUUACCUCCUCGGAAAAAGAUUAUAGUUAUGAUUAUGGGAAACCACUCGGCCGGGAAAAGCUCCUUUAUUAACUGGUAUGUGGAGGAGCACAUACAGAAGACAGGUGUUGCCAUAGAGACACAAGGCUUCACAUUUAUUACCAGUGGCAGGAAACGAGAGUCACUAACCGGAAAUGCGACGUUACAUCUUUAUCCACAUUUCAGACCAUUGCUGGAGUUUAAAGGUGUGACGGACUACUUGAGCGCUGAGAUUUCCACCUCCAAACAAAAGAAGUUCAACUUGGUGACGUUCGUCGACACCCCAGGUUUGGUGGAUGGAGAUAUGGUGUACCCGUUUGACGUCAACAAUGCCAUCACUUCUUUCGGCGAGCAGGCGGACCUCAUCUUCGUGUUUUUCGAUCCGAUGGGGCAGGCGCUGUGCAAGCGGACGCUGAACAUUGUUGAGAAGCUCAGUGAAAAGUGUGGAGACAAACUGCGCUUUUACUUGAGCAAAGCUGAUGAGGCAGGACGAGAAACAGACAGACAGCGAGUGAUGAUGCAGAUCGUUCAAGAGCUGUGCAGAAGACCUGGACUCAACAAAUGUGGCUUUGAAAUGCCCACCAUAUACAUCCCCAACCCUCAAAAACCCAGCAGGUGUAUCAACCAGAUUGAUGAAGUGUGUGAGACCAUUGAGAAGAGCAUAAACCAGGCAGUGCAGAAAACACUGGACCAGCUGGAGAAAGACUGUAACCUCAUUAUCGCUACCAUCAAUAAUACACUGGACCAGGACCGGGUAAAUGCGAGCUGUAAUAAAAGCAAUCGCUUUAAUUCCUUCCUGUGUGGACUUCUGGGAAUCUUCCUCCCAUCACUCCUCAUCCUCAGCUUCAUCGUCAACACUUUCGCUCCAGAGGAACUGGACACUCUCAUAGGCGAGGGACUCGCCAAAACACUCUUCUUAUCUACAGGAAUAGUUGUGUAUCUGUGGGAGUGGAUCCCGGAAGAUUGGCAGAUAUUGUUUGUGAUCAUCUUCGGUGCUUUCUGCUACCUUUUAUUCUUUCUGGCCAAGUAUUUUGCACGCCAAAGCAAUAAGACGCUGACUAAGAAAGAGAAGAAGAAGCUGAUAGAGUACAGUGAUUAUAUCCAAGAUGGCGUCAAAGCCAAGAAGCGGAAACUUUACGAGGAGUAUCUUCAACAAUGUGCGGCAGAAUACGAUUUCUGAAGACAUCCAGCAAGUCGCCUCUUUGUCGUAUCAGAACAGUACAAAUUAUUAUAUGAAGCACGUCCUUACAUUACAGAUAUUGAUGAAGUGAAUAAUAAGACAAGCCAGUGCCUUUUUUGUGAAUAAUUUAUAAAGUGAACAAUUUUAAAUGUGAUAAACAAACAUGACCUCAAUAUUAUUUCACACCAGCUAGUUUUUAUCUAUAGUAUUUUUAAUAAUCAGACAUAUGCCUGUUUACAGUCAAUAAGCUCCAUUAUCACUAUAUUAUUAUUAUUAUUAAGUUUAUAAGUUUUUGAUGAUCCUGAUUAGAGAUGCACUGAUAUUAAAUGAUAUUAAAAUAUUAUUUUCUACCAAUAGCUGAUUAUUCAAACUGAUAUCUGCCGAUACCGAUAGUUUGGUGGUUAUAUUAACUAAAUUCUGAAGAUUAAAUUUGUUAUUUUUUCAUAUAAUAACCAUUACUAUUGAACAUGUUUCUUUACAUUUUCUAUACACAGUGCUCCAAUUCAUUGCAUUUUCCUUUUCUCUUUUGAUUGACAGGAUAUACCGGCCAUGACUAUCAGCUCUUAUAGCAGAUAGUGUGAAAAUUAACUUCCGAUACCGAUUAUUGGCCGAUAUAUAAGUGCAUCGCUAAUCCUGAUACAUAAUUUAUGUGGCCUUAUUUUGAUCUAUAUGUUGUAGCACUGUAAACCAAACCAAAA
Misgurnus anguillicaudatus (oriental weatherfish) is the source of this 2090-nucleotide messenger RNA. RefSeq lists its product as uncharacterized. Gene Ontology annotation, molecular function: GTPase activity. The record is from RefSeq and is a predicted model, not a curated record. NCBI's taxonomy places the organism in Eukaryota, Metazoa, Chordata, Actinopteri, Cypriniformes, Cobitidae.